Molecule: messenger RNA, 456 nt
Organism: Striga asiatica
Lineage: Eukaryota; Viridiplantae; Streptophyta; Magnoliopsida; Lamiales; Orobanchaceae
Source: the annotation of a GenBank genome assembly
AUGAUUAGCACUUCCUUCCCAUUCUUUUUUUCUAAUCGAUCGAUCCCCAGGGUAGCAAAGCUAGCUCUUCGUAUCAUUGGCAUUGGGCAGCGUACCUACAAUCGCUUGCUUGGUUGCACUCUUGCUUUAGCUACUUACUCGGGAACUAGCUUCGCACCUACUUGUUGUGUCUCCCGUCAUAAGCCGGCCUAUAUGAGGGAUUUACUUAGAAAGUUAGUCUGUUUGAAUAGAAUCGUAAACGAAAGCGCUCUAUCGCUACACCUGAUCUCUUUACUUACUCUUACGCCGCUAACGCGCCCCUUUCUUUGUCAAAGAGGAAACUUCCGAUCGACUUCUGCCGGGUUGCUUGCUCGCUUCCAAAGCCCUAAUUUAACUUCACUUCGCUUCGCUUCUAAAGCGCUUGAGAUGCCAUUUGUUGAAGACCUACCUAUAGAAGAGCUCGGAAAGAGCACUUGA